Molecule: messenger RNA, 1869 nt
Organism: Anopheles stephensi (Asian malaria mosquito)
Lineage: Eukaryota; Metazoa; Arthropoda; Insecta; Diptera; Culicidae
Gene: Mlc-c
Product: myosin-2 essential light chain
Exons: 3
Coding region: 785-1246 (153 amino acids)
Cellular component (GO): myosin II complex
Molecular function (GO): calcium ion binding; myosin heavy chain binding
Source: RefSeq, a predicted model, not a curated record
AGUAACGUUGCGCGGCUUCAGCAGACACAGACUCUGGCGGGUCUGGGUAUCUUUUGGAUCGUUGCCGCCACCGCCAGUUGUCAACAUACUAUCCGAUCGUCGACACACGCGUCGUCGUCGUCGUCGUCGUCAACACGGGUUCACAUUUUGAAACUUAAUCCAGCUGAUCGCACGACGAUCGUCAUAGUAGUGUAGUGCCUUGCCUUGUAGUCAAAGGUUCAUCUAGUUUCGAUCCAGCGACGAUCGUGAAAGAGACAGUGAAAGGGAGAGAGCGAGGGCGACAAAAGUGCGUGAAAGAGUGAAGAUCAUUUGAAGGAAAAACGCUAUAAAGAGGCAACGCGCCCAGCUUUUAUCGUUGUGAAAACGAGCGCAGUUUUCACCUCCAAGCCCAGCUUCGUUUGCAGUUUUCUUAACGCCGUAGUGUUGUUUGGUUAAAGUGGAUAAAGAAAACAAUAGCGACACCCGUGCGACACCUGGCACAAGCGUAACCGCAACCGCUUCGAGGCGAGCAGCAGCGAGCGUGACCGUGAAAUUGUUGUGGCGCUACCGGGAGUCUUUCCACUGGUCCUUCCACUCCAGCUUUGCUACCACUACCACUGCGGCGGCUGUACGGCGCUGGAAAAGGAAAAGUUUCUGCUGUGGCACUAACAUUUGUAGCUAUCAACUCACAGAAAGCAGGCGUCGGAGAGCGUGCGAGCGUCUUUACUUGACUGGUUGGCGCGAACGAACGAACGGGUGGAAUUUCCUGUGAGCAAACGGAAAGACAAACAGAAUUUCCACAACCAUGUACAUGUACGAUCCACCGAAGAAAAAUAACUUCACAUCCGUGGAAGAAUUCCAGGAGGCAUUCAACCUGUUCGACAAUCGUGGCGAUGGCAAGAUCCAGCAGCAGCAGAUCGGCGAAUGUCUGCGAGCACUUGGCCAAAACCCGACCGAGUCGGACGUGAAGAAGUUCACGAUGCAGCUGAAGCCGGACGAGCGCGUGUCGUUCGAAGUGUUCCUGCCCAUCUAUCAGGCCAUCUCGAAGCAGCGCACGGCCGAAACGGCGGACGACUUUAUCGAGGGUUUGCGUCACUUCGACAAGGACGCGAGCGGUUUCAUUUCGUCUGCCGAGCUGCGCCAUCUGCUGACGACGCUCGGCGAGAAGUUGGGUGAUGAUGAGGUGGAACAGCUGCUCCAAAACCAGGAGGAUUCGCAAGGAAACGUCAACUACGAGGAGUUCGUCCGGAUGGUCAUGAGCGGCUAGAGUCCAACCUAGCUGUUGUGUAAUGUUGGUGGUGUUGGUGAUGCUAGCUCUGGCCAAACACAUCGAAAUGCAUACACACACAGAGAUACCAACACCCUACUACUAAUAAUCAGAGAUAGACUUACGGAAGAAGAGUAUCGUUUACUUAAGCUACUUAUGUUUCCAUUCCGGCGAGCGUUCGUGUUUCUGCCCAUGACGAACGCCUGCGCUUAGAGCAGAACACAUGCAUUUUUUCGCUUCUUUAACUACUAAAAGUGGGCCUGUAUUCGACUGUAGAUGAACAAUAAUUUUUGUUUUUCCACUACCCUCACCAACUGUUGUUUCAAAAUUUGCCCUAAAAGAAGAAAGCUAGUAUAUAGUGAAGAGUGACAGUAAGGGAAGCAUCUAGUGCAGGAUCAAACCGGUACGGUGGUAUGGUCGUUGCACUGCAGACAUGCGCGUGAAUGUGUCUUGCGGUGCAGCGCGUACCCGAGACGCAAAGUAUUAUGGCCCAUCUUUCCUUUCGUUUGAUGACGAUGAAUAGGGUUUUGCCGUUUUUCUGUGUUCGAAUUUAAGUGUGUGAUCAAGCACUAGGUACUUCGCUUUAACCAAUAAAUAUGCUCCAGUUUAAGGAGACCUUUGAA